CGGGUUUGACAACAGAAAGCUAGGUCACUUUAAAGUGACUGGUGUGAGCUGGUAACCCUGAGCAUUCAUCAUUUACAUCGAGUAUUGACUUUUAACCUGAACUUGUGCAUGAUUUGGGGCAUAAACCUGGGAAUGAGACGGGUCCAUUCAUCAGUUGACCGAUAGAAACACAGGGUCCAUUCUGAUGUUCUGGACGAUUUGCCAACAUACUCUUGCAUGACAUGUACAUGAUCACUAGUUAGUAUCUCAACACUGCGCAGUGCAGAAGUGACUGAGAUGACAGAUGCUCUCACUGAUAAAAACCUCUGCUGGAGAUGAAGACUGAAGUGACUCGACAACUGUGUGAAUGUGUUUCUAUAAUUCAGCUAAAAGUAAAGCAGCAUUUUGUCCUCAUGUCAGAGGUGUGUUGAUUCUGAAUUUUCCUGCAUGAUUGUUUCCAAUAAAACAAAAAGCCAUUAAAUAAUAAGAGAAGCAUGACAUGACACUUUAAGAUUCAGUUCAUGCAAAGGAUGAACAGUUUUGCAAUACAGGUUUAACAGAAAGGAGGAGUCUGAUAUCUAAAUCUAUUAUUUUAUACGUUGAAGAACACAAGGCUGAACACAAACGAGAUCUACUGAGAAGAUGGCAAUGACGGUGUUCGUCGUGGCUCUGCUUUCUGUUUUCACGGCGUCUGUUGUCUCUGGAUUCAAGCCGUUCGACUGUUCUGAAAUCUACAGAUCAGGACAAACAGUCAGUGGGAUUUACUCCAUCUAUCCAGCCGGCGACAUUCCUGUCUGGGUUUACUGUCAGAUGAUUUCAGAUGGGAAAGAUGAAGAGAACGGAGGAUGGACGGUGUUUCAGAGGCGAAUGGAUGGCAGGAUUAACUUCUAUCAGCCGUGGGAAGAGUACAAGAGAGGAUUCGGGACCACCGAGGGCGAAUACUGGCUGGGACUAGAGAACCUCUACCAGCUGACCCGCCACAAGAAGUUCAUGCUGAGAGUGGAUCUGGAGGACUUUGAAGGAAGGAGAGGUUUCGCUCAGUACUCGUCCUUCUCUGUGGGUUCUGAAGCUGAAGGGUAUAGACUGCAGGUCUCUGGAUUCACUGAUGGAGGAGCAGGCGACUCUUUGACUGAUCACAAUGACCAGAAGUUCUCCACCUUUGACAAAGAUCAAGACGCCUAUGGAGAUAACUGUGCCCAAGAGUUUUUAGGGGCAUUUUGGUUCAAAUACUGUCACAACACAAACCCCAAUGGUGUGUAUUUAUGGGGAGAAGAUGACACACAUUUCGGCAUUGGUGUGGUUUGGUCAACCUGGAAGGACAGUUUCACUGUCAGCAUGAAAUCUCUCAGCUUGAUGAUCAAAUCCAAGUCUUAGAAACAGUGAACAUCUAAAACAUGUUCUUAACUAUGCCACUCAGCAAAACAAUAACCAUUAAAAUGAUUUAUCUUCUGCAUGUUAGUGCAUUUUUUUUUUUGACAAACAAUUAUUCAGUUUUGUUAAUCUUUAACUAAAAUUUGACCAUCUGCUUCCCCUCUGACAUGGCUGUCCUCUGAUGAUUCUGAUUGGGCGAAAUAUGCUUAGCCACACCCCUCCAACCAUUAGUUUGCUAAAAGUAAAAAAUCAGAGGCGUGACUCAAAACAAUCUCCCGCUCCUUCCCAAUAUUCUAUUUCAGUUGGAAAUGCGUCAUCAUACUGAAAUACAAAUGUUACGUUAGUGUUCACUUUAUUUUAUUGAAAGUGUUAAUCCUAAAAGAAGUUCAGAUACAUCCACCUAAAACGGCAGGGCAGUACGGACUUCCCAAAGAAGAUUGUUCAGAGACGGGCAUUUACAAACAAAAUGUAGUAAGAUUGGACAAUUUCAGACCAGAAACGAGACACACACUUAUAGCCUCGCACCAGAAAUACUGAUAGAGGAAGGGAGUUUGUGGUAUUUGACUAAAUUUUAUGAGGGCAAAUGAACUUUUACUUUUUAAGUGCACAGACACAUUGUUUACACAAAGCACUCUUCAUAUAAAAAUUAGAGUCAAUUAGUUUACUUUAUGUAUGUUGAAAUUAUUUGUAAAGUUUAUUUGAUUCAACUUUAACAAUUAAAAGCAGCAAAAUUUUUUGUGAAAUGUGCUCGUCCUCUGUGUUUUGACCAACAGAGGGCGCUGUCAGAACAGCUUCGUGUUGUUUUCUUGUUAUUCAUACAGAAACACACACCAGGCCUCACUAGAGUAAACUGAACUGCAGCUCUAUAUAGGCACUC
Molecule: messenger RNA, 2227 nt
Organism: Danio rerio (zebrafish)
Lineage: Eukaryota; Metazoa; Chordata; Actinopteri; Cypriniformes; Danionidae
Source: RefSeq, a predicted model, not a curated record